Fusarium mangiferae is the source of this 1209-nucleotide messenger RNA. RefSeq lists its product as uncharacterized. The transcript has 5 exons. NCBI's taxonomy places the organism in Eukaryota, Fungi, Ascomycota, Sordariomycetes, Hypocreales, Nectriaceae. Bases 1 to 1209 code for a protein of 402 amino acids. The record is from RefSeq and is a predicted model, not a curated record.
AUGGCCACAUUGCCGGAAUCACUCAUUAUCACUCUCGCGUCUAUCAUCAUCGUCUUAUUAACAAGCAUCCUUUUUCGCCCAACUGCCAAGAAACCACAUCAGCCACCGGCAACCCGCUGCCUACGAGUUGACAACAUCCCUGCCGACCGCGUCGACGAUUUCAACCGCGAAUUGAAAGCCAUCGCCGCUGCCCCAGUCUGUCGCUCUCUAGCGCCGAGAGACAAAAAGACCGUCUGCGCUACCAUUUCGAUUAUAACAUGGCUCCCUGCGAACGACUUGUCAGCCUGGUUGUAUCGAAACACGAAUGGUGGCCUAUAUAGAUACACCGAUACGUUUGAUGGUGUUACACCGCUUUACGUGGGCCAUGGUGGCGGAGAAGUCGACAUUAUUGCAGUGCCUGGUCUGGGAAGCCAUGCAUUCGGCUCUUGGAAAUCUUCAAAGAGCGACGACAUUUGGCUGCGCGACUUCCUACCAAAAGACGCACCAAAUAUCCGGGUGCUGCUCUAUGGUUACGAUACUGCGCUAUCUGGCAGUCUCUCGAAGCAGUCAAUUGGAGACCUAGGUGGCGCUCUGUUGGAACAAAUCGUCGCCUUUCGAGCAAGAGAUGGGACUUCUUGUCGUCCGAUCAUCUUCAUCGGCCACAGCCUCGGCGGCCUGGUGAUUAAAGAGGCACUUGUUCGUGCACGUAGAAGUCCCAACGACACGAGCCAUGAUCUUUCCAAAGCCACGUAUGGGCUCCUAUUCUUUGGGGUGCCCAAUCUUGGUCUUCGAAAUAACCAGCUGGAAACCCUUGUUCACGGCCAACCGAACCAGGCCCUAAUUCACGACCUCCUCGUCGAUGACGAUUCAGAACCAUCCAAUUACUUGAAGAGGCUUGCAGAUGAAUUUUCUGAACGCUGCAAGGAUCAAUAUCGGGUUGUGAGCUUUUUCGAGCGCAGACAUAGUCCAACUCUCAAGCUCAAUGAAGUCGGAAAGUGGUGUAAAACCGGUCCUCCCUGUUUGCUAGUGACAGAAAAGUCGGCAACUAGCAUAGAAUUGGUAGCUGUGGACGACGAGGACAAUGUUGCUCUGGAUACUGAUCAUUCCGGGCUCGUCAAAUAUGAUUCAGACCAUCAUGCCUACUAUAUGAUAGUUACAGAACGACUACAAAGGUUAAUCAAUGAAGCAGAGCGGGACGUUCCCAAUAGAUUUGCUAAGCAUAGUAUGUGA